Molecule: messenger RNA, 687 nt
Organism: Porites evermanni
Lineage: Eukaryota; Metazoa; Cnidaria; Anthozoa; Scleractinia; Poritidae
Source: the annotation of a GenBank genome assembly
AUGGGACCAGAGACAGAAAGAAUCCCGCAACCUGUACCAGACCCAAACAAUCGGGGACAUUUCAUGGAUGUCUGUCAGACGGAAUCGACAGGCAGGACACCGGAUGACUAUCUCCCGAGAAAAUGUUUGAAGGAUUUGCAUGAGGAACAUUCCGUCAGUGUCAUAAAAGAUGUAGAUACCAUCAAGAGCUUCUGUUCAAAAUACAAUGUUGAUGAGAAGCAUGUUAUUCCAUAUAUUAAUCGCAUUAAAGAUAUUAAUAUCAGAAAAAACAUUAAAACAAGAGAAGCUGAGGAACGAAAGAGGCAAGAGGCGGAACGGACAUACAAGGACUUCAAAUGGGACAGCAUCCUUGUUGAGAGUGGCAAGAUCGAAAAGUUAAAGGUAAAAGAACUUGACUUCUACCUGAAAGAACACGGACUGACCACUAUUGGUAGGAAGCUUAAUGACAAAGUAAAAGCUUUUCGAUGUCAUUAUUACCGACACAUAAGGAGUCUGUGAACUCAGACGAAUCGUGAGGUACUCCAAAGAUGAAAGUGACGGGGAUCGGAAUCAGGGGAUAAAGAAUAUGAGGAAGAAUUAGACAGUGAGGAGGACGAGAACGACAAUGACUUUGUUUUCAACGAUUUGGAUGAGAAGAGUUACCCUUCACAAACAAUUCAGUUCAUAUCAGAUGACCAUCUGAUGUGA